Molecule: messenger RNA, 2020 nt
Organism: Mugil cephalus (flathead mullet)
Lineage: Eukaryota; Metazoa; Chordata; Actinopteri; Mugiliformes; Mugilidae
Product: CMP-N-acetylneuraminate-beta-galactosamide-alpha-2,3-sialyltransferase 1-like
Exons: 7
Coding region: 138-1079 (313 amino acids)
Molecular function (GO): beta-galactoside (CMP) alpha-2,3-sialyltransferase activity
Source: RefSeq, a predicted model, not a curated record
UGCAGCUCAGGUGCAAGUCACCAGUCAAUCAAGUAGUCAGUAGUGACACACUCAUAUAGUGGUAGUUGGACCAGAAGCACAUUCACUGAUCCGAUCGUAGCCGUUUCCCUGACCACAAGCGUCACACAUCCAGAAAUAUGUCAAAGUUGAAGAUGUUAAAGAUGAUCUCUAUAGCCCUGUGCUUCGCCGGCAUUCUUGUGUUUUUAAAAGGAAUCACUGAGUUCAAAAUUCAGUUCUCUCUUGAUAAUCAAACCCUCUGUGGGACGUGUUUAUCCCCCAAAAAUCAGCUGUGCUUCCACCCCUUAAAACCCCCAGUUGAGCCGCUUUUAUCUGCGAACCACAACCUCUCAGAGGAUGAUUUCAACUGGUGGAAGCACUUACAGAAUGAAAAACGAGACUACAACACAUAUAAAGAAACAGUGAACAGCCUGUUUCAGACAUUCCCAACCAUCCUGGAGCCUGUAAAACUCAGCAGAGACAGCUGUAAGACCUGUGCUGUGGUGGGAAAUUCUGGUAACUUGAAGGGAUCACGUCAUGGACCUCAGAUAGAUUUCCAUGAUUACGUCAUCAGAAUUAACAGGGGUCGCACCAAAGGCUUCGAAGAAGAUGUCGGCACCAAAACAACUCAUCGGGUCAUGUAUCCAGAGAGUGCCGUGGAUUUAGACAACUCCACUCACCUUGUGUUGGCUCCAUUCAAGAUACUAGAUCUAGAGUGGCUCAGGAUGAGCAUGACAACUGGAUUUCAUGGAACGUCCUAUGUUCCAGUAAAAUCAAAAAUAGCAGCCAACAAGGAUUUGGUGAUGGUGAUCAACCCGGCUUUCAUAAGAUACGUUCAUGACACGUGGCUGGGAAAGAAGGGCCAGUAUCCAUCCACUGGCUUUAUAACUUUGGCUCUUGCGCUGAACAUUUGCAAUGAGGUUCAUGUUUUCGGUUUUGGAGCAGACAAGGAUGGAAAGUGGAAUCAUUACUUUGAGGAACUGAGUAACCCAGGACCUGGAAUACAUCCCGGACAACAGGAGUAUGAUGUUAUCCAGUAUUUAGAUAAACAAAAACAAAUCUUGUUUUAUAGAGGGUGGUGAAUUCCUUUUUUUAGGAAUUGAAAGCAGCUAGCCUCUCAUACUCUCACACAGCAAAAUGAGACUUCUGCUUUCUUUGGGAUGACACUACCAGGGCAGAAGGAAGAAAUAAGAGAUAAAUUAAAAGAGCUGCCGUACAGGCAGAUUCACAUAUGAUGGUUGCACUAUUAUGUGCAUGCUAAAAGUUAUUUUUGUAACUGUAGCAGGUGACUGAGCUGUAUGUAGAAGUGUGUAUGAAAUGAAGCAAUUAUGCAGUUUGAGGAUAUCAGAAUUACUGUUUGUUUACAUUUAUUUUUGAACCAGGAUGCACUUCUAUAUUAUUGAAGGGAAAUUUACCUUUAUGUGGGAGAAAGUUUUUGAAGAGCUUUUGUGUAUAGGAGCUUGUCAAAGGUACUGUGAUUAACUCAUGUGAUAUGGUCACCCUUACAGUCUUCUCUUUACCCAAAUUUAAACAUCACAUCCAUAUACAUCAAGACCAUAUGAAGAAAACACACACUUAAAUAUAUUUUAAUCCCCUCAAUCCUCAAGCGCACAAACAUUGAAUUGUCUUCUCUUUGGUUUCAGUUCGCCUAUUCAAGUAUCAUACAUACAGGUGAUAAAUGGGACCAAGUAGCUCUGGCUGCCAAAGUUAUCAUUUAUUUAUUAUUUGUUGCUGUGUUAUGUUUGUGAUGUUUUAUUUACAUGCAUAUUUUGUGAUGAAUUUUGAGUUUUGGUAAUUCUGUACAGAAACAUAGUAAAUAGUCACACAACUGAGAAGGCAGGUGAUUUUUUGUUUCCCUAUACAAUUUUACUCUUGGUAUGGUGCCAACCAGCAUAUUUAUUUACAUGUACUAGACUUGUUUGACUUGUUUAUGGCAAAUGGGGAUAUUGGGCAGUUGUCAACAAACAACUGUUGAUUUGUUGUGGUGGUAAUAAGAGAAUAAAUCUGCCGGUAGGCAACAAGA